This is a messenger RNA of Aspergillus clavatus NRRL 1, 888 nucleotides long. RefSeq lists its product as uncharacterized. The record is from RefSeq and is a predicted model, not a curated record. The coding region runs from base 1 to 888 and encodes 295 amino acids. Lineage: Eukaryota; Fungi; Ascomycota; Eurotiomycetes; Eurotiales; Aspergillaceae. The transcript has a single exon.
AUGUCGCUGAAUCCCUCUAGUUCGAACUCUACAAACCCAUCACCAUGCGACCCGCCUACACAAUCCCUGGCUCUUCGCAGUCAAAUUACCGGCGGCGACUUUCAUCAACAAAUUCAACAUGCACCUUUUCCCCCUGACGAGCCAGGAAUAAAUCCCAUGGAGCUGAGACAUCUUGGCGAGAACCUGAAGAUCAUUCCAGUCCCCUCAGUAGUGGAUGAUCUCGAAACGACCGCCAAGAAGAUGGAAGCCCUAGCCAAAGUGGUUGGAGACGGCAACAGCCUGGCCCUAUGGACAGGGUUGAAGCUGGCUUCUGCGCACCCAAGGGAUCCAGAGAGCAUAGCCAAGUCGCAGAUGACACCGCCCGAAAUUGAGCUGUAUGAGGCAUGGCAGCGGGCCAAGAGCCGUCGUGCCGAGAACAAACUCAACAGCGAAGUCUCCCAGAAAGCGCCAGAGACUGAAGAGAUGGGGUGUCCCGCCCCCUUCGACUGGCAGAAGAAUGUGCACCCGGUCCCACAAGGCGCUCAGAGCCUCAAGAAGUUCACGCAGCGAGCGCAGGCGAUGGACAUCAUCUGGGAGCACCAAGGAGCGAUGCCUGAGCAUGCGUCGUGGCUGACGUUCAAAUGCCCAGAGGCUCUACCGCUCGUGAAAGCUGUCUGUCGGGUCCAGAACGCUGAGGAGCACUACCGCAACAACCAGGACCCUCACACGCGUGGACUGACGGACAUGGAGGCUGCCGAGGUCGAGACUGUGCGCAAGAUUGUGUCGAUUGCAGAGAGGAAUAAGACUCGGGAGCUGGAGAAGAUCCGGAAGCUUACUAGGUCGAUCAACGAGGCGGCUGCAGUGCUCAAGGCCCGGGUCCAAUGGCUGGAGGACAAGAUGAAAAGCUGA